AUGCAAAGCAAGAAGGAUGAUCAGAUAGUCGAGAGGAAGACAAGCGUGUAUGAUAAGAGUUUGUCCAUCAUUGCAGCAUUCUCCGUAAGUUUGUUGCCGCCAGCACCGUUCGUGCAGCUACCCCUGGCUAUCAUGGAAAGCAAGAAGGAUAAGACAGAUGAGAAAAGGGCAUUAGUUGUUGGGCCAUGGGGAGGCCAUGGAGGGAUUAACUGGGAUGAUGGGCCUCAGAGUGGGGUUCGAGAAAUCAAACUAAAAUACGACCGUUGUAUUGACUCAGUUUGCAUCGUUUACGACAAGAAUGGGAAGCCAUUUUCGGGGCCCAAGCAUGGAGGCGUUGGUGGCACAAAAACUGUUGAGAUCAAGGUGCAGUUUCCAGAGGAGUUCUUGACGACCGUGACGGGCCACUAUUGCCCGGUGGUUCAUGGUGGCAGCCCAGUUAUCCGAUCCAUUACGUUCAAGAGCAACCGGAGAACAUUUGGGCCUUACGGAGUAGAAGAAGGGACGCCAUUCUAUUUCCCAAUGGAAGGGGGGCAAAUUGUGGGCUUCAAAGGCAAAUGUGGAUGGUACUUAGAUUCCAUUGGCUUUUACAUAGCAAGAACAAAAGCACCUAAAGUCAUGCAAAAAGUCCAGCAGAGGUUUAGAAGGCUGACUAGCUCUGUAUCUCUUGCUCCUCCUCCUCCAAGAGAUGUUAAAUCGAGCUAA
Molecule: messenger RNA, 702 nt
Organism: Striga hermonthica
Lineage: Eukaryota; Viridiplantae; Streptophyta; Magnoliopsida; Lamiales; Orobanchaceae
Source: the annotation of a GenBank genome assembly